AACACGACAUCAUAUGACUUGAGUUGCUUCUGUCUUGCACUCGCUUCACCAGAUCUUAUCUCCGCUUCUCUCGUUUGUUCUAAACGCUCUUCUUGCACUUUCCUUCGCAUAUCUCGUUUUACCAAUCCUUCUUUCUUCUCUCUGUUUCUGAGAAAGCCUGUUGCUGCCGAACAUGUCCAUUCAACAACAAACAACGCUUUAACUUUGGUAACAUUAGCAAGAGGUUUCAAGAAUAACAGCUGGUUACAAUGUAUGCUAAGAGAAUCUGGGGUAGAAGCCAGAGAUGGGGUUUAGUGUUUCAACAGUGGAAACAUGUAAUUAGGCCACAUUUCCAGGAUCAUGCGUGUUAUCGAUCUUUGAACAGCCCUUAUGCAGUUGGGACUGGUUAUCGGGAUGGUAGUUUGAUUAGAAAAAAUCUUUCGAAUUCAUCUUAUGCUCAAUGUACUGCUUCUGCGUUUACAUAUACGGGAUUUUAUGGAAGGUCUGCUCCAUGUUUUAGUAACCAUCAGUUACGUGUGUAUAGUUCCAAAGGUGAUGGAAGGAAUGCUAGUGAGGAUAAUUAUAGACCCGUGAAUGAUGGGGUUAACUUUGAUAAAGGAAAGACUUGGCAGGAAAAGGUUGGGGAGAAUGUGAAGCCUUCUGAUGCACAUGCUCAGCUUGGGGAACAGGAUCAAAGGGAAUGGCUCAAUAAUGAAAAGCUUUCUAUAGAGAGUAAGAAGAAGGAAUCACCAUUUUUGACCAGACGUGAGAAGUUUAAAAAUGAGUUCUUGCGCAGGAUUGUGCCUUGGGAGAAAAUACAUGUUUCUUGGGAAACAUUUCCUUAUUACAUUCAUGAGAAUACCAAAAAUAUUUUGGUUGAAUGUGUUGCUUCCCAUUUGAAACAUAAAAAUUUAACUACUUCUUAUGGUGCUCGAUUGGCAUCUUCAAGUGGGAGAAUAUUGCUUCAGAGUGUUCCAGGCACUGAACUUUAUCGCGAGAGAUUAGUUAGGGCGCUAGCACGAGAGUUACAAGUGCCAUUUUUGGUGCUUGAUAGCAGUGUUCUUGCUCCAUUUGAUUUUGGUGAUGAUUGCUCGUCUGAGUCUGAAUCAGAUGAUGAUAACCUGGAAUCUGCAGUAGAGUGUACUUCAGAGUCCGAGAUUGAGGAUGAGAAUGAUGCAAGUAAUGAGGAAGACUGGACAAGCACCAAUGAGACAAGAACAGACUGUAGUGAUGUGGAUGAAGUGCAGGCAACUGCUGAAGCAGCCCUUAAGAAGCUUGUACCCUACAACCUUGAAGAGUUUGAGAAGAGGGUAUCUGGAGAAUCUGAGAGUUCCUCUGAAUCUUCAAAGUCUGAGGCUGAUGAAUCUGCUGAUAAAUCCAAGUGGCUGCUUAAGAAAGGGGACCGGGUGAAGUAUAUUGGACCUGAUGUGCAGAUUGAAGCUGACAGAAAGAUCAUAUUGGGGAAGAUACCAACAUCUGAUGGUCCAACUAAUGUUUAUACAAGUAUUCGACGCAGACCCUUAUCUAGCGGUCAACGUGGGGAGGUAUAUGAGGUGGAUGGAGACAGAGUUGCUGUCAUUUUGGACAUUUGUAGCAAUAACAAAGCAAAAGGAGAAGAAAAGGAUGAGAAAUCCACAAAGAAUUCUGCAAGCCCACCAGUUUAUUGGAUAGAUGUUAAGGACAUUGAGCAUGAUCGUGAUACUCAGGCAGAGGACUGCUACAUUGCCAUGGAAGCUUUAUGCGAGGUUUUGCAUUCCAUGCAACCUCUUAUUGUAUAUUUUCAAGAUUCUUCACAGUGGUUGUCUAGGGCGGUUCCCAAGUCAAAUCGUAAGGAGUUUGUCUGCAGGGUUCGAGAAAUGUUUGACAACUUAUCAGGUCCUGUUGUUUUGAUUUGCGGGCAGAACAAAGUUGAAACAGGGUCAAAGGAGAAAGAGAAAUUUACGAUGAUACUCCCAAAUUUUGGUCGCCUUGCAAAACUGCCUCUCCCUUUGAAGCGCCUUACUGAGGGACUUAAAGUGACCAAGAGGUCGGAUGAUGAUGAACUAUAUAGGCUUUUCGCUAAUGUUUUGUGUAUACAUCCUCCUAAGGAGGAAGAUCUUCUUAGAAUAUUUAAUAAACAACUUGACGAGGACCGGCGAAUUGUGAUAUCAAGAAGCAAUGUAAAUGAAUUGCAUAAGGUUCUUGAAGAAAAUGAGCUGUCAUGUUUGGACCUAUUGCAUGCAAAUACUGAUGGUGUGAUACUGACAAAGCGGAAAGCUGAGAAGGUUGUUGGUUGGGCUAAAAAUCAUUACUUAUCAUCUUGCACACUCCCUUCCAUAAGAGGGGAAAGAUUAUGUCUGCCUCGUGAAAGCCUCGAAAUUGCAGUUUUGAGGUUGAAGGAGCAAGAAACAAUAUCUCGAAAGCCUGCACAAAACUUGAAGAACCUUGCAAAGGAUGACUAUGAAAGCAACUUUGUUUCAGCAGUGGUACCACCUGGUGAAGUUGGUGUCAAAUUUGAUGAUAUAGGUGCUCUUGAAGAUGUGAAGAAGGCAUUGAAUGAACUUGUCAUUCUUCCAAUGAGGAGGCCAGAACUUUUUUCUCAUGGAAAUUUAUUGAGGCCUUGCAAAGGGAUAUUACUUUUUGGUCCUCCUGGAACUGGGAAAACCCUUCUUGCUAAGGCACUGGCAACAGAAGCAGGAGCAAACUUUAUCAGCAUAACUGGUUCAACUCUUACAUCGAAGUGGUUUGGAGAUGCUGAAAAGCUUACCAAGGCCCUCUUCUCCUUUGCUAGCAAGCUGGCACCAGUCAUUAUAUUUGUUGACGAGGUUGAUAGUUUGCUGGGUGCUCGUGGUGGUUCUUUUGAGCAUGAAGCAACUAGGAGAAUGAGAAAUGAGUUCAUGGCAGCUUGGGAUGGAUUAAGGUCAAAAGAUAGCCAGAGAAUUCUCGUCCUUGGUGCCACAAAUAGGCCAUUUGAUCUUGAUGAUGCUGUUAUUCGCCGCUUGCCAAGAAGGAUAUAUGUUGACCUACCAGAUGCUGGAAACCGUAUGAAGAUACUGAAAAUAUUUCUUGCACAAGAGAAUUUAGGACCCAACUUCUCAUUCGACGAGCUUGCAAAUGCUACUGAGGGGUAUUCUGGUAGUGAUCUGAAGAACCUAUGUAUAGCUGCAGCAUACAGGCCAGUGCAAGAACUUCUAGCAGAAGAAAAGAAGGGUGGCAAAAAUGAUGCAGCUGCCCUAUUAAGGGCCCUUAAUGUGGAUGACUUCAUUCAGUCAAAAACUAAGGUGGGUCCAUCUGUCGCUUAUGAUGCUACGAGUAUGAAUGAGCUGAGAAAAUGGAAUGAACAGUAUGGAGAAGGUGGAAGCAGAAGGAAGUCACCUUUUGGUUUCUGAAACAAAUUUUGCAGAGUUAAUGAUUUAAUUCUUUAUACCGGGGCACUGUGGCAGUGCAUCCAUUAGAGGAAAUCCCUCUUUUUCAUCCAGUUUGAGCGGGUGAGAGAAGGGCCUUUGGCAUAAUGCCUGCGAGGCCAAUGUGUGGUGUCAUUUAACUGAGGUGGUCAAUGGAGAUGGGGGGGAUGUCGGAGAUCCUACAGAAUAAUUUUACCUAGGCUCACAGGCUUGUAGCCCCAUGUAUAUGAUUCUUGCUAGCAUGGAAAUGUUAUAAAAUUUUAAUUAUUAUACUUGUUAAAACUGGGCUCUUCCUUUUAUGUUAUUUCAAUGUGAAGGAGCAAGAAUUCGCCA
This is a messenger RNA of Theobroma umbraticum, 3695 nucleotides long. RefSeq lists its product as uncharacterized. Gene Ontology annotation, molecular function: ATP hydrolysis activity; ATP binding. Gene Ontology annotation, cellular component: mitochondrial outer membrane. The record is from RefSeq and is a predicted model, not a curated record. Lineage: Eukaryota; Viridiplantae; Streptophyta; Magnoliopsida; Malvales; Malvaceae.